This is a messenger RNA of Triplophysa rosa, 2141 nucleotides long. RefSeq names its product solute carrier family 35 member 2 (gene slc35a2). The coding region runs from base 178 to 1308 and encodes 376 amino acids. The transcript is spliced from 5 exons. Gene Ontology annotation, molecular function: UDP-galactose transmembrane transporter activity. Gene Ontology annotation, biological process: pyrimidine nucleotide-sugar transmembrane transport. The record is from RefSeq and is a predicted model, not a curated record. Gene Ontology annotation, cellular component: Golgi membrane. Lineage: Eukaryota; Metazoa; Chordata; Actinopteri; Cypriniformes; Nemacheilidae.
CGCGACCAGGGAAAUGUUUUUUUGGGGACGUCAACACUUUUUACGUUUUUUUUUACUGUGUCCGAGAGCCGUUUGAUGGAGCAGAGCUGGGGAAGUAAAAAUUAACCUCCGUUAUCAUCACAGAUCGACCGAGAAGAGGAGUUUGAGAGGAAAGAAUCAGGUCCAUGUUCGACGACGAUGGCAGCAGGUAGAGAAAGUCCAAACAGAAGUGAAGAUAAAACAUCAUCUCACAGACAGAACGAGGUUAACAGGAAGUUGAAGUACAUCAGUUUGGCGAUUCUGGUGAUUCAGAAUGCAUCGCUCAUCCUCAGCAUCCGUUACGUGCGGACGUUGCCGGGAGAUCAUUUCUUUACCACGUCAGCUGUGGUCAUGGCAGAAGUUCUCAAAGUUCUCACCUGUCUGGUUAUAAUUCUCAUACAGCAGAGAGGUAAUGUAAAGAACUUUGCAAUGUUACUGUACAACUCUAUAUUCGUGCAGUAUUUGGACACACUGAAGUUAGCAGUUCCAUCCCUCAUCUACACUUUACAGAACAACUUGCAAUAUGUGGCCAUUUCCAAUUUACCAGCAGCCACAUUCCAGGUAACAUAUCAGCUGAAGAUCUUGACCACAGCAUUGUUUUCUGUGCUCAUGCUGCGGAAGAGCCUGUCUAAGAUCCAGUGGAUCUCUCUGGUGCUGCUCUUCGCCGGCGUGGCCAUCGUCCAGGUGGAGCAGGAGAGUGGAAAACAGAAGGAGACUUUGACCAGCCCCAACCAGAACUACUUCAAAGGCCUGGUAUCAGUGGUCAUCUCCUGCUUAUCGUCAGGGUUUGCCGGCGUUUACUUCGAGAAGAUCCUGAAGGGCAGCUCGGCCUCGGUGUGGAUAAGGAAUGUGCAGCUCGGGAUCUUCGGAAUUCUUUUGGGUCUUCUGGGCCUGUGGUGGAGCGACGGAGCUGCCAUCGCUGAGAAAGGUUUCCUGUUCGGCUACACGUCUCUGGUGUGGGGCGUUAUUUUUAACCAGGCCUUCGGCGGCCUCCUGGUGGCCGUAGUUGUAAAAUACGCGGACAAUAUUCUCAAAGGCUUUGCCACCUCUUUUUCCAUCAUCGUGUCCACCAUCACGUCCGUCUACCUCUUCGGUUUCCACGUGGACUUGAUGUUUACGCUGGGUGCGGGAUUGGUCAUUGGAGCCGUCUACAUGUACAGUCUCCCCAAACCGAACACCGGCGUUUCCAGCAUUAGCACGACUUCAUCAGAACACAGCAAAGGAGGCGACUCGGAACUGGAAGCUUUUCUCCCAAAUCCCAAAUUUUCAGGACAGAAGAAAGGAAACUGAUAUAUGAAACGUCUACACGAGAGGAGAUAAGAAGAACACUCUGUGACUGAAGACCAAGGCUGCUGCCCCAUUUUCUAAACAAAAGAUCCGUGAGGGAUACGUUUCAAAAGCAUUUGUUAUGAUGACUGAAUUAAACUCUGUAAUCUGAAUCUCUAAAUUAUGAAUCCUUACUGACUUUAUGGAAUCUCAUUAGCAUACCUCACUAAUGUUAUACAUUGUUAUACCAGUGGUUACACUGUGACUGACUGAAGUUAUAAUACUAAUGUGAUCAGCAAGGCAGCUUUAUGUUUUAUUUGCAGGAACUGAAAAAGAAAGAAAUUGUAGGCUAUUAUUAUGCAUGUGAUUUAGUAGCCUUAUCAAAUCUUGAUUUCCAAAGGUGCUGCCUUAUUAUGAAAUUGAUUUUCAUUAGUUUACAGUUUAACAAAGUGUUUUGUAAUGUGUUCAUUGGCAUUUUUGAUAUGCCUUGGGUUCUUAUUUAUUUCAAAUGCAAUUCAGGUGCAAAUAUAUGUUAUAUACACUCUUUUGUGAACUAAAGUACUUUGAAAAACUACGUUCUUGUGUGCAAGAUCAGAAGGAUUCUGAUUGUUUAGCUUUUUGUUUUAUAAGCGCCCUCUGCUGGACAGUCUUAAAUGUCUGUCAAAAAUAAACCUUCGUGCAUGUGUCAUCCUGUUAAAAAUAUCAUUUCAAUAUUUUUUUUAUUUCUACUUUGGUUUGCAUUCUUAUGAAUCAUAACACUAAUAAGUAAUAAUGUUUUGAAAUGUACAGUAACUAUUUUAGUAAUAAUAAUAAACAUGUUUAUUUUUGUUUUAUAGACUAUGUCUAAACGUUUAUUC